Molecule: messenger RNA, 1734 nt
Organism: Lodderomyces theae
Lineage: Eukaryota; Fungi; Ascomycota; Pichiomycetes; Serinales; Debaryomycetaceae
Gene: RAD57
Product: putative DNA-dependent ATPase
Exons: 1
Coding region: 1-1734 (577 amino acids)
Biological process (GO): DNA recombinase assembly; mitotic recombination; DNA repair
Molecular function (GO): single-stranded DNA binding; ATP-dependent DNA damage sensor activity; ATP binding
Source: RefSeq, a predicted model, not a curated record
AUGGAUGAUUUUAAACAGUUGGAUUCGGGUGGAUUUCAAAGUUCUCACAAGUUCCCAUAUCUAGUCGGCUUAUUAAGCAAUUACGGCAAAUCUGUUGUAGAUCUAAUCCACUACUACGAAGACACAGACGAUUAUUCAGAACUAGCCAAAUUGAUUAACCGACCAGUCGGCGAGAUUUUCCAAUAUUUCAAAGCACUACAGAAUGAUUUGGUAAUACAACCGAGCGACGUGGACGGCUUGUUCGACGAAGAGGAAGCAAUAUCCACUGGGUUGCCAUUUAUAGAUCAAGAAUUGCGUGGUGACUCUGGCGGUGUUGGCGGUGGCAGCUGCGGUGGAAUCCCUUUUGGUGAGGUGACGGAAGUAUUCGGUGCCAGCGGGUGUGGGAAAUCGCAGUUUCUUUACCAGUUGCUCCGCAACUGCGUUAUGCAGUAUCCUCAUAGUAAACCGAUUCAUAUUGCUACUGAGACAUUUAUGGAGUCCAAAAGAUUGGCAGAUAUGUUUGAAUCUGAUUUGGAUGGACGGGAAAUUGAUACAAAAUUGGACCAAAUACGUUAUAUAUACUGUCCUGACUUGGAAAGUCAAGAUCACAUUUUAUUCACGCAGUUGCCAACAAAAUUGCUACAAGACAAAUCACAUACUAAAUUACUUGUUGUUGAUUCAAUUGCCCAUCAUUUCAGACGAGAGGAUUCGACGUCAAAUGUCAAUUUUCUAAAAGACAAGAUAGAAGAGCAAGCGCAGCAACUCGAGGGCGAUGUGGAAUUCCAGGAGCUAAGACGAACAAAGAAUCGAUACAUGAAGUUGGUGGGCAACAAGACUACGAAAUAUGCAACAAGGUCAACAAAGUUACAUUACCUAAGCUUGAUGUACCGUCAUUUAACUAGAUUGGCUAGGGAGUUUAAUAUUGCCAUAGUGGUGGUGAAUCAAGUUAGUGACCAUACCGCUGAUUUCGCCAAGGCCAAGCAAUCUAUCAUUGACGAUGAAGAUUUGUCUUAUCCUUUAAAUCUAGACUUCCAGAUUCCGAUAGCGUCUGGAUGGGACCCGAAAGCCAUAUUCAAAUACUUGCCUCCAUCACAUGUACAAUUGAAUGAACGAGAUUUGGAAUUGUUGGAUUUAGAAUUACAAAAGUCAUUUGAUUCAGUCUCUUCCUCAAACAAGCGACAAAAAGUCACCGAUGAAAACGGCACCAGAUCUGUACCUGUGGAGGAAGAUCCCCGAUUGAACAAGAAGAGAAUUGUCGAUUUGCGUGAAAGUCAAGCAGACUUGAUAAGGAAGGCUCAUGAGUUGAAAAAUAAGAGUACAAAGAGAAUUGUCCCCACUAUGGGGUAUCCGUGGGCAACAAGAAUUCAAAAUAGGAUUAUGUUGAUGAAGACUUACAAGCCCCAAUUAAAGACGAGAGAAGAAUUGGUUAAAGAGAAUGAGGCCAAUGGAGGAGUGGAUUUGGAAACUGGAUUAUCCUAUGCGCAGCUUUGUGAGGGUUUUAACUUGGGCUCGACUGGCAGUAGAGAGCAGUCACAGAAGCUGUUGCAGCAACAAAAACAACAACAACAACAACUGUCUGGCUCAAAAUCUUCAACUAGUUCCAGUGUCGAUCCCAAAUCGAGUGUUUCUCUGUUGAUCAAAGGUUGGCAAGUUGAACGGUUCAUCAAAGUAGUUCAGAGUACACAUAAUGCGAGCAAUGAUAGGUUCAAAAAUUAUGCCUUCACAAUUGGUCAGGGAGGAUUGAAGCAGGCCUGA